AUGACCUCCCCCCCGCGGUGCAUUCUGGGAAAGUCCAACGGGAGGGGCUCCCUGACAGCCAAGGUCAAUAUCCUCCCCCCCCCCCCCCCGCGGUGCAUUCUGGGAAAGUCCAAGGGGAGGGGCUCCCUGACAGCCAAAAAUCGAGGCCACGGUCAGGAAGGCCCCCCAUGCAACCCCCCACCCCAGUGCAUUCUGGGAUCGAGGUCCCCCAAGGACCCCCACCCAGGUGCAUUCUGGGACCGAGACCACGGUCAGGGAGGCCCCCCAAGGACCCCCCCCACCCCGGUGCAUUGUGGGACCGAGGCCACGGUCAGGGAGGCCCCCAAGAACCCCCAGCCCGGUGCACUCUGGGAUCGAGGCCACGGUCAGGGAGGCCACCCAAGAACCCCCACCCCGGUGCAUUCUGGGACCGAGGCCACGGUCAGGGAGGCCUCCCAAGGACCCCCCACCCCGGUGCAUUGUGGGACCGAGGCCACGGUCAGGGAGGCCCCCCAAGGACCCCCCCCACCCCGGUGCAUUGUGGGACACAGGCCACGGUCAGGGAGGCCCCCUUGGACCCCCCACCCCGGUGCAUUCUGGGACCGAGGCCACGGUCAGGGAGGCCCCCCAAGGACCCUCACCCCGAUGCAUUCUGGGACCGAGGCCACGGUCAGGGAGGGAGGCCCCCCCAAGGAUUCCCCCACCCCGGUGCAUUCUGGGACACGCUCACCGGAGCGGGCCCGCGGGGAAGCUCAGCGCCUCGGGGCCGGCACGGGGGCGGCUGGGGCGGUGAUGGCGGCGGCGGCCCGGGCUGAGGCCGCGCGACCUCCUCGUCCUCCCGUGGGCCGCGGGCGCCCGUCCCAGUAG
Molecule: messenger RNA, 846 nt
Organism: Microtus oregoni (creeping vole)
Lineage: Eukaryota; Metazoa; Chordata; Mammalia; Rodentia; Cricetidae
Product: proline-rich protein HaeIII subfamily 1-like
Exons: 1
Coding region: 1-846 (281 amino acids)
Source: RefSeq, a predicted model, not a curated record